AUGCCGAACCGGCCUAAGUUGGAUCAGUUUGAUAUUCGACAUGUGGAUCGUCGGGAGCUAUACACGGACUUCAAGAAGCGCAUCGCAUAUUUGAAGGCGUUCCUAAAUCUAGUGGAAGAUGAUAUAAUCGUCUUCAACAAAGGCGCCAAGUACCUGAAGACGGCGAUCCCCGACCUCACGCAUCGCCUGUAUUCCAAAAUGCUCGAGUUUGACAUCACAGCCCGCGCGUUGCGGACUCGCAACACCGCCUGCCACGCGCACGUGGAGGAUCUCUUCACGAUCGACAGUCCGCACGUCGAGCGCCGCAAGAUCUUCUGGAAAUGGUAUCUGACCCGGCUAUGCAACGACCCAAGCCAGAUGGAGUACUGGGAGUACUUGGAGAAGGUAGGGAGGAUGCACACCGGUAAAGAACUGCUGCACCCGUUGAACAUCGAAUACAUCCACAUGAACGCCUGCCUCCGGUACGUGGAAGACGCGCUGAUCGAGUGGGUCUCGCUGCACCCGGAGAUGACCGUCCGCUUCAAGUUCGCCCUGAUCCGCGCCCUGAACAAGAUCAUGUGCAUCCAGAACGACCUGAUCUCGAAAUGCUACAUCCCCGCCGGGCAGGAGUAUGAAGAGGGGUCCGAGGAAGGCGGGCCGACCACCACGACAACGAUACCAACGGCGGAUGACCCCCGCCGACCGAGCGUGGACACGAUGGCCUCCUCGCCAUCCUCACAUUUCCGGCCCCGCGCCGAAUCCCAGGCCACCACCGGCACGACCGCCUCCAAGACCGCGAGCAGCAUCCGCAGCGCCGAGACCCAGCUUUCCGUCCCGGACAGUCCAUAUCUGCCCCAUCAUCCGAGCUGUCUAACCCCGGGGUUGGUGUCGAGGCCGACCUCCUCGGCGGGCGAGUCUUUGAGCGCGAAGAGCAUGACGGCGACGACGACGACGACGACGAAUAGCCAGAUUGAUCUGCUGGCUCGCGCGAGCCCCUCCACGACCACCACGACCACCACCUCCGCGACAAUAGACUCACGUAGUCAUUACCCGACCACCCCGCCCUCCACGUCCUCGAGUAGCAGUCUGCGUCCGGCGCCGACGAAUCUCUGGCGCAAUUCGAUGAUCGGACUCGUGGCGCCGUUGACGGUGGAGUCGUUGCAGACGCUGGAGACGAAGAUUUGGUCGGAGAGGAGUUGA
This is a messenger RNA of Aspergillus japonicus CBS 114.51, 1179 nucleotides long. Its product is annotated as protoglobin family protein. The coding region runs from base 1 to 1179 and encodes 392 amino acids. NCBI's taxonomy places the organism in Eukaryota, Fungi, Ascomycota, Eurotiomycetes, Eurotiales, Aspergillaceae. The record is from RefSeq and is a predicted model, not a curated record. Gene Ontology annotation, molecular function: heme binding; oxygen binding. The transcript has 3 exons.